Messenger RNA from Blumeria graminis f. sp. triticale, 2814 nucleotides. The record is from the annotation of a GenBank genome assembly. NCBI's taxonomy places the organism in Eukaryota, Fungi, Ascomycota, Leotiomycetes, Helotiales, Erysiphaceae.
AUGAAUAACGACGAUGAGGCUCUUUCCCUGGUAUUCAAGAAGAUUGAACGAGAGCGGGCGCUACUCAACGCUGCGAAUCAAAUGCGUCAACAGACACAAAAUGAACAAGUCAAGGCACGACUAGACACCCAGAUGCGGGAGGGUCGCAGAAAUAUUCAGUAUCUCGAGGAACGUAUGCAAGAGCUUCAGAUGCGUAAGAUGGGACAGGAUAUGGAGAACAUGAACCUUAGUCCCGUAGGAACUGGUCCCGGAAGGCGCGCAAGUGAAGGAUAUGACGGUAGAUCAGGUCCAUCUACACCGCUUGCCAAGAGUCCUCGAACUCACAUUGAUGCUGGGCAGGGCACUAGCUAUGGUAUGCAGGAAACAGGUGGGAGUCAGGGUGAGUUGAUGCCCUCGCGGCAUCCAUUUGCUCCGCCAGGUCCCAGCUCGUCGCUGCCAAAGCGGCCAAAUUACACCAAACUAGAUUUGAUAAAAUAUGAUACACCUUUUCUUGGGCCUCGAAUCCAACUCAUGCUUUCGCAAAUCGAAUUUAAACUCAAUGUUGAGAAGCAGUACUUAAAGGGGAUCGAAAAAAUGGUUCAGCUGUAUGCUAUAGAGGGAGAUCGAAAGAGUCGCGCUGAUGCCGCUGGGAGAAGAAUUGAGAGUACACAAAAGAUUCAAAUCCUUAAGCAGGCGCUCAAGAGAUAUGAAGAUCUUCACAUUGACAUGGAAAGCUCGGCUGAUGCACCUGAUGGGGUAGAUGAUAGCAUAAACACACCGAACUUACGAAAGCCUCUAACCGGACAACUUUCUAUUAGAAUACUAGCAGUUAAGGAUGUGGAUCACGCAACAACCAGUCGGUUCGCUAGGGGCCCUGAAACUUUUGUAACCAUAAGGGUCGAAGAUAAUGUUGUCGCUCGUACCAAAAUAUCUCGUAACGACAAGUGGGAAGCUGAAUAUCACAAUAUAACUGUGGAUCAAGCUAACGAAAUCGAACUUAUUGUAUAUGAUAAGCCUACUGAUCACCCUUUGCCAAUGGGUUUGCUUUGGAUUCGACUAUCUGAUAUCGUAGAAGAGAUGCGAAGGAAGAGAAUUGAAGCCGAAAUUAAUAACUCUGGAUGGGUAUCUGCAGAUCGUAUGGGCAGCGGAAGUUUACCUAGCUCAGCGCCUCCUCAAUUCCCAUUAAGUCCUUCUCACGCAACGUUUACAGCGAACCCUGGAAGUGUAGUUGUGGCCGAAAACCCUGCUUUAAGUGGAUCUAUGGUUGCAUCUCAACCAAUCGAUGCUUGGUUUGCCCUUGAACCUACUGGUGCUGUCCAGCUGAGCAUUAAUUUCACAAAACAAAUCAAAGAGAAAAGAGGCUUCGACGCUGGCCUCAAUCGAAAGGGCGCUAUUCGUCAACGGAAAGAAGAAGUCCACGAAAUGUACGGCCACAAGUUUGUUUCACAGCAAUUCUACAACAUCAUGCGCUGUGCACUAUGUGGGGAUUUUCUCAAGUACGCUGGUGGUAUGCAAUGCGAAGACUGUAAAUAUACUUGCCAUACCAAAUGUUAUACUAGCGUUGUGACAAAAUGUAUAAGCAAAUCCAACGCAGAAACUGAUCCAGACGAGGAAAAGAUAAACCACCGUAUUCCACAUCGCUUCGAAAAAUUCUCCAAUAUGAGUGCUAACUGGUGUUGCCAUUGCGGCUACAUCCUGCCGUUUGGGAAAAAGAAUUGUCGAAAAUGUUCAGAAUGUAAUCUGACCUGCCAUGCUCAGUGCGUACAUCUUAUUCCGGACUUUUGUGGAAUGUCAAUGGCUGUAGCCAACGUGAUAAUUGAUGGUAUAAGAAAUCAAAAACGCCGACAAACUGCGCAAGUUCCCUCGGUCGGGCAGAGUAAGCAAAGCCAAUCUGGAAAACCAACUGCUUCUUUGGUAGAAAAUUUUGGGCCUGGGUCUCGUGCGUCAUUUAGCCAGGAACCACAUCGUUCUACACAGUCAGGAUCUUAUGGGUCUGCCUCUUCUUCAACAGGUGCAGCUGAAGCCGCAAAAGUUAUGUACAACCAGGGUCAUCCAUCUCAAAAGAGAUUAUCGGCGCCAAAUCCAGCUUUAACUUCAUCAGCUACGGCAGCUGCAGCUGCAGCAAUGUCUGGAACAAAGAUUCCUAAUACACGUGAAUCAUUUUCAACUCCCCCUACUGAUUAUUCACAGGCUGGAAGGUCCUCUGCAACUAAUUAUACCGGUCACUCUAGCCCCCGUACGGAUAACAAUCUCUAUAAUGCAACUUCAGUACCACAAUCACCAUCUCAAGUCAGUUAUAAUCCAGCUGCGUACGCCCAAGUCAGUGGAUACCCCACACAACCUCUUUCCCCAGCCUAUGUGCAGCAACAUCCCUUACCCAGUAAAAAUUUAUAUGGUUCUGAAACUCAAAAUAAAGCGCCUAUCUCUGAGCCUUCAUCUUCUCAUACGCCCACCGUGUCACGUAAAGCAGCUCCUCAAGCUAAUGAGCCUGGGACUGGUCGCAGAAUUGGCCUCGACCACUUCAACUUUCUAGCUGUUCUCGGUAAAGGAAAUUUUGGUAAGGUUAUGCUUGCAGAAACUAAGUCAACAAAGCAACUUUACGCUAUAAAAGUUUUGAAAAAAGAAUUUAUCAUAGAAAACGAUGAAGUUGAGAGUACUCGAAGCGAAAAGAGAGUGUUCCUUAUUGCAAACAAGGAAAGACACCCCUUCUUGACUAAUUUGCACGCCUGUUUCCAGACGGAGACAAGAGUAUACUUUGUGAUGGAAUAUGUCAGUGGCGGCGACCUCAUGUUACACAUCCAAAGGGGUCAGUUUGGAACAAAAAGGGCACAGUAA